Molecule: messenger RNA, 1285 nt
Organism: Prorocentrum cordatum
Lineage: Eukaryota; Dinophyceae; Prorocentrales; Prorocentraceae
Source: the annotation of a GenBank genome assembly
CGGAGGGGGACGAGGCUCGAGCGGCUCAAGCUGGCGUCCGCCUCGCUCAAUCGGGGAGCAGAUGAAAGCGCCACUCCUCCACUCGACCUCCACCUUUCGAACCUUCUGCGCGGCAGGUGCCGUUGCGGCGCGGCCGCGGCGGCAGCCGAGGUCGCCAUGGCGGUCUCGGCGGCCGCCGCUGCGGCCGCGGCGGCAGCCGCCGCCGAGCGGAGGGUGCGAAGCGAGGUGGAGGUCGAGGGUCCCCGGAGCGCCAUGGCCGCGACGGAGGAGACCCUUGCGGCCAGCCGCCGCCCCGCGCGCGCGCCACCCCGCCUUGGCGGCGGCGUGCCUCGUGGCCGCUGCGACCGGGCGCGCCGCCUUCCUGCGGCUGCCGGCCGCGCCGCUGAGGCCCUGCCGCCGGGCCAUGGCCGCCGGGGCCGCGGCGCUGCUCGCGGGCGAGCUGCUUGCCGGCUGCGGGGGGGCCUGCGUGGCCGCCGCUGCGGUGCAGCUGGAGAUGCCCGGGGGUAGCAAUGAUUGUCCCGACUGCACGAUCAGCGGUGCGCCUGGGCUGGCCAGCGUAGGUGCGGGCCCAGAGGCGGAGCGAGGCUGGGGCGACCGCGUCUCGCGCCUCGUGUCGCAGAACCGCGUCAUGGUGUUCUCGAAGUCGUGGUGCCCUUACUGCGCCAGGGCCAAGGGCGCGCUUGCGGAGGAGUCGUGGGCGGAAAACAGAUCCGUAUCCACGGUCUCCUGGGCGGGGCCCCCAGUCCGCGACCCCGAGCGUUUUGUCGCAGAUCCCCCGCGGGGUACGUAUCCAUGCGACCGCGUAUCCACGGGAUCGCGCCCAGGAAUUUGGACCGCGAGGGCGUGGACAUGGGUACGUUCGCCGGUCGUGAAGGAAGGCGUGCAGUUCGAGGCGCUCGAGCUGGACAGGCUGCCCCCCGGGGAGAUGGCCGCCGCGCAGCGAGCCCUCGCGCAGCUGACCGGGGCCAGCACGGUGCCCCGGGUCUUCGUGGGCGGCAGGUGUAUCGGCGGCGGCGAUGACACCGUGCGCAUGCAGAAGUCGGGCGAGCUUGCCCGCUUGCUCGACGAGGUGCGCCAGCGCGCGCGCGGGAGCACAGUGGACGGCACCGUGCGCGCCAAGGCUGCGGCGUGAUCCUCGGCGCGUCUGCGGCGCCACUCUCAGCGGGAGUGCGGCGGCCUCGUGGGCCGAAGUGCCCGCCCUCCUCCCCGGAGUCUCCGUCUGGGCCCUCGCGCGCAGUCCUGGACAGUCUGCGCAGGCGCGCAGGCACGGGCAGAGUGCGGACAA